Molecule: messenger RNA, 2331 nt
Organism: Cheilinus undulatus (humphead wrasse)
Lineage: Eukaryota; Metazoa; Chordata; Actinopteri; Labriformes; Labridae
Gene: ctif
Product: CBP80/20-dependent translation initiation factor
Exons: 14
Coding region: 217-2328 (703 amino acids)
Biological process (GO): regulation of translational initiation
Cellular component (GO): cytosol
Molecular function (GO): RNA binding; translation activator activity; protein binding
Source: RefSeq, a predicted model, not a curated record
AGAAGAUUGAUUGGAUGUAAUUGGGUGAAAACACAAGUUGGGCCUGUUGUAGCUCCACACCAGGACGGCCUAGCUGGAAGCAAGCAGUGCAUAUGAAUGUUUGUUGACAUCAGUGAAGUCAUGGGCCGUAUUUGAGCAUUAAAAAGUUAAGGACAAAGGUCUCUUUCCUCCCUCCCUCCCCCUCCUCCCCUUCCACCCGUCACAGCGCCGGUUGCCAUGGAGAACUCCUCAGUGGCGUCUGCAUCCUCUGAGGCUGGGAGCACACGCUCGCAGGAGAUAGAGGAGCUGGAGCGCUUCAUUGACAGCUACGUGCUGGAGUACCAGGUGCAGGGGCUUCUGGGAGACAAGGCGGACGGAGAGUUGGAGUUGGACAACAGUGGCAAGGUGCCACAGUGGACCGAUGACUGUAACAACAAGAAAGAUGGCAGCUGGACGUCGUCACGGGGUAGAGGCUCAUUCAAGCCAGACGAAUGGGAUCACAGCAGUAAUGGCAGUACAGGCUCUAGACCUAGUUCAGGGUCCAGACCUGGAUCUGGCUCUCGCUCUGGCAGCAGAGGAAGAAAUAACCAGUACAAAGGGCCUGCCAAGAACGGGAACAGAGAGGGUUCCUUUGACAUCCUCGGGACGGAUAUAUGGGCUGCAAACACGAUGGAUUCACACGGAGGUGCAGGCUGGGACGUGCAGCCAGAAAAGCUGGACUUCAGCCAUUUCCACAGGAAACACUUCAGAGGAACGCCAAAGCACCUGCCUCACAUUGACAGAGAGGGGAUGAACAAAAACAAGUUUGAGGAUGAUGACGGAAUAGACAUGAACGACAUAGAGAGGUUUCUUCCCAAUCUGCGCUCUGUCUUCCCACCUCUUCCUAACGAGGCUGAGAUCGCACACACCAAAAAGCUCUUCCGACGCAGGAGAAAUGACCGACGAGCCAUUGAUCAGUACACCCGAGACCAGUUAACCAUACUUCUGCCCAAUGGCCCCGGGGGAAAGCGGCAAGUCUCAGCCAGGAGACAGCAGCGGCCUCAGGGAGGAGGAGGAGGAGGAGGAGGAGGAGGAGGGGGAAAGAACCAACCUCAGCUUAUUCAACAACAGUCACCGCAGCACCAGAGGGACCAAACCCAACAACAGUCCCCAAACCAACAGCAGCAGAAUCCAUCGGAAUCAGGAGAUAACAGAAACAACGGCGCUGGUCGGCCACCUCGCCAGUACCAAGGUGGACAUGGGCAGCGCCAGGGAGGAGCCUCACACCACGGAUAUAGCCAGAACCGACGUUGGCACCACAAAGGUCAGGGGCACGGACAGACAAACAGUCCCAGCGAUAGAGGACUGUCCCCUAAAACAACCAAAGAGACUGAGAAUGUAAAACCAGGUGACGACAACAGAUCACCUCAAGACUGCAGAAACAAGAGCCCCAAUGAGUCACCCAAAUCUGAGUCGACGCCCAGUAAAAAGACUCUCUCAGAUCCCACAGUUAGCAAGGAAUCUCCUAGCCCACCAGGAAGUGGGAAGGCAGGCGAGGGCCAGUCGGAGCGUCCCAAAAUCAGCCUGCUGCAGUCAUCAAAGGAGAGGCUGAGGAGGAGACUAAAGGACAAGGAGGAUUCUAGCGGAGAGUCAGGCACUGGCUUGCAGAGCAUGGACCGGCUGGUGGAGCUUCUCAACAGCAUGAGGAGCAACAGCAGCGGGGUGGAGCAGCAGCUUGCCUCCUUCAUGGAGGAGGCGCAGAGCUCGGCGCGAUCAGAGGAAACCCUGGCUCAAGUGGUCAGCACGAUCUACUCCAAAGCCGUGUCGGAUCGAAGCUUCGCAGCAACGGCCGCCAAGCUCUGCGACAAGAUGGCACUGUUCAUGGUAGAGGGGACCAAGUUCAGAUCACUGCUCCUCAACAUGCUGCAGAAAGAUUUCUCCCAUCGAGAGGAGCUCCAACAGUCUGACGUAGAGAGAUGGCUGGGCUUUAUCACCUUCCUGUGCGAGGUCUUUGGGACCAUGAGGAGUAGCUCUGGGGAGCCAUUCAGAGUGCUGGUGUGUCCAAUCUACACCUGCCUACGAGAGCUGUUAGAGUCACCAGAUGUCAAAGAAGAUGCAGUCCUCUGCUGCUCCAUGGAGCUGCAGAGCAUGGGCCGCCUCCUGGAGGAGCAGCUCCCAGAGAUGAUGACUGAGCUCCUGGCCACCGUAAGGGACAAGAUGCUCUGCCCGGCCGAGUCCCAGCUGACCCGCUCGCUGCUCAUGGAAGUCAUCGAGCUGCACGCACACCGCUGGAGCCCGCUGGAGGCUCUGACCACCCAGUACUACAACCGAACCAUCCAAAAGCUCACCACCACCUCAACGACUGCCUAGGUG